Molecule: messenger RNA, 3003 nt
Organism: Lactuca virosa
Lineage: Eukaryota; Viridiplantae; Streptophyta; Magnoliopsida; Asterales; Asteraceae
Source: the annotation of a GenBank genome assembly
AUGGCAGAUCAUCAACACCACCACUACCACCAGAUGAAGCUUCUUCUAACUGUAACAUUCCUUUAUCCCUAUCUUGUUUCUCUUGUUUAUAGUGCCACAGAUCCUGGAGAUUUAGCGAUUCUUAAUCAGUUUAGAAAAGGGUUGAAGAAUCACGAGCUUCUGGAAUGGCCCGUUAAUGGCGACGAUCCUUGUGGGCCACCACGUUGGCCUCACGUAUUCUGUUCUCAAACUAGGGUUUCGCAGAUUCAAGUUCAGGGUAUGAACUUGAAGGGUGUUUUGCCGAGUAAUUUGAAUCAAUUGUCAAUGCUUACGAAUUUAGGUCUUCAAAAGAAUCAGUUCACCGGAGAUUUACCUUCGUUAAAUGGGUUGUCGGAAUUGAGGUGGGCGUAUUUUGAUUAUAACCAAUUUGAUUCAAUUCCGUCGGAUUUCUUCCAUGGACUCGACAGUUUAGAGGUUUUAGCUUUGGAUAACAACCCUCUUAACGCCACCACCGGUUGGUCGAUUCCGAUUGAUCUUCAGAAUUCCGCCCAAUUACAGAAUCUUUCAUUGAUGAGUUGCAAUUUAGCCGGACCUUUGCCGGAAUUUCUCGGAGGUAUGCAGUCUCUUGGGGCUCUAAAACUGUCGAUGAAUCGAAUUUCCGGUGGAAUUCCGGCGACGUUCAACAAAUCGGGUGUAAGAAUCCUUUGGCUAAAUGGUCAAUCAGGAGUCGGAAUGAGUGGUUUCAUUGAUGUAAUCGGAACCAUGACUUCACUCACGAGCUUAUGGCUUCACGGGAAUCACUUUUCCGGCAAGAUUCCUGAUUCCAUCGGCGAUUUGACUGAACUCAAAGAAUUCAACGUAAACAGCAAUGAUCUUAUCGGAUUAAUCCCCGAUAGUUUAGCUUCUCUCACAUUGGAUAAAUUGGAUUUAAAUAAUAAUCACUUCAUGGGUCCUAUCCCCAAAUUCCAAGCUUCGAAUUUCACAUAUUCAUCGAACCAAUUUUGUCAACCGGAUCCCGGCGUUCCAUGUUCACCGGAAACCACCGCGCUUUUGAGCUUUUUGGACGGAUUAAAUUAUCCGGCGAGGCUUGUGUCAACGUGCCCUUCAAUUGCAAAUCUCGAUUCUCUCGCUCGAAUUGAUCUUGGGUCAAACAAUUUAACCGGCGUGAUUCCAUCAAAUUGGACGAAUUUGAAAUCGUUAACAUUAUUGGAUUUAAGCAACAAUGAUCUUUCCCUCCCUGUUCCGAAAUUCAAUCCAUCUAUGAAACUUGAUUUAACUGGAAACCCUUUGUUACAAUUGAAUCCGUCGAAAACCCCUUCUCCUAAAACCAGUCCAGUCGCCGGAGCUCCGGCGAAUAACCCCCAAUCUCCGCCUACAACAGGGAAAAAGACAAAUCCGAAAACUGGAGAUAAUAAUACUGUUGUUUCUGGUGAAGAUCCUGCUCCUCUGAGUGCUAAACGUUCUAAGAACUCCAACAUCGUCCCCAUUGUUGCUCCAGUUGCAGGUUUUUUAAGUUUAAUCCUUCUAAUCAUCCCUAUUUCCAUCUAUUUAUGUAAAGCGAAAAAAGUAAACUCGCAUCAACCACCAACCUCCCUCGUUGUUCAUCCACGCGACCCAUCUGAUUCCGACAACACAGUCAAAAUCGCCAUCACCAACGACUCAAACACAAGCAUCGGAAGUGGUUCCGGGAGCGGAAACACUGAAUCUCACGUAAUCGAAUCCGGAAACCUAAUCAUCUCCGUUCAAGUUCUCAAAAACGUAACCAAAAACUUCUCCCAUGAAAACGAACUAGGUCGCGGUGGAUUUGGGGUCGUUUACAAGGGUCAAUUACACGAUGGAACAAAAAUUGCAGUAAAAAGAAUGGAAGCAGGAGUCAUAAGCAACAAAGCAUUGGAUGAAUUUCAAGCAGAAAUCGCUGUUCUUUCCAAAGUUCGUCAUCGACAUCUGGUGUCACUUUUAGGGUAUUCCGCUGAAGGGUCUGAGAGAAUACUUGUGUAUGAGUUUAUGCCUCAAGGGGCUUUGAGUCGCCAUUUGUUUCACUGGAAAACCUUUGAAUUAGAACCUCUUUCAUGGAAGAGACGACUGAAUAUUGCGUUGGAUGUUGCUAGAGGAAUGGAGUAUCUUCAUACUUUGGCUCAUCAGAGUUUCAUACAUCGGGAUCUGAAAUCUUCGAAUAUUUUAUUGGGUGAUGAUUUUCGAGCAAAAGUUUCAGAUUUUGGAUUGGUGAAAUUGGCGCCUGAUGGAGAGAAAUCGGUGAUUACUCGUCUUGCUGGAACAUUUGGAUAUCUUGCUCCUGAAUAUGCAGUGACAGGUAAAAUCACCACAAAAGCUGACGUUUUCAGCUACGGCGUCGUUUUGAUGGAGCUAUUAACCGGUCUAAUGGCACUAGACGAAGACCGACCGGAGGAAAGCCAGUAUUUAGCCGCCUGGUUCUGGUCCAUUCGCACCAACAAAGAAAAACUCAUGAACGCCGUCGACCCCUCUCUCAACGCAAACGACGAAACCUUCGAAACCAUCUCCAUCAUCGCCGAUCUCGCCGGACAUUGCACCGCCAGAGAACCCAGUCAGCGGCCGGACAUGGGCCACGCCGUCAAUGUCCUUUCCCCGCUGGUGGAGAAGUGGAAACCGGCGGAGAAUGAGGCGGAGGAGUACUGUGGGAUUGAUUAUAGUCUGCCGUUGACUCAAAUGGUCAAAGGGUGGCAGGAGGCUGAAGGGAAGGAUUAUAGUAGUUAUGUCGAUCUUGAUGAUAGUAAGAGUAGUAUUCCGGCGAGGCCUACUGGAUUUGCUGAUUCGUUUACUUCUGCUGAUGGAAGAUGAUGUGUUUGGGAAAAUGUAGAUAGAUUUUUAAUUUUUUUGAUGUUUGUUAUGUUUGAAAAUUGAAAGUAAAGUUGUAAUUUUGAAUAUUCAAUGGGGUUUUGGUUAUUGUGUUUUAUGUCAGGGUUCUUAGUUUCGGUUUUAGUGAUUGUGUUCAUAUGUUGCAUGGAAUUUGGAUGUGUUAUUAUGUUGUUUCAUAAAUCUUGGAAG